This is a messenger RNA of Esox lucius (northern pike), 5383 nucleotides long. It is a transcript of the gene uvrag, whose product is annotated as UV radiation resistance associated gene. NCBI's taxonomy places the organism in Eukaryota, Metazoa, Chordata, Actinopteri, Esociformes, Esocidae. Gene Ontology annotation, cellular component: lytic vacuole; endosome. Gene Ontology annotation, molecular function: SNARE binding. The record is from RefSeq and is a predicted model, not a curated record. The transcript has 15 exons. Gene Ontology annotation, biological process: SNARE complex assembly. Bases 267 to 2510 code for a protein of 747 amino acids.
GAGCAAGCUUCAAGUCCUACUUUGUUUAUGUAGGUAGCUCUGAGUUAGCUAUUUAGCUAGUUGGCUUGCUAACUGACAGCUUUAAGACAGCUUUGUUUUGUUUUUUUACUAACGGUAACUAACUACGUGGGUUAUUAGGCCGAUCAACAAACAUUUCCUUCGUAGGUGAAUCUAUAUAGACAGGAUCUAGUGUUGUUUGGUGGCAGAGAUGAGCUGUUUUAUUGAAUGAAGGAGUGCACACCCCUGGUGCCGAUAGCGUUAGGAGAAUGAACUCCAUCCCUGGUCGGGAUCACCCCGUUACCAACGCCUCUGUCAGCUCUGGAUCCUCAUCUUCUCGUGCUUUGCACGUUGAGCUCACAUCCCAACAGAGGCGAUUACGUCAUCUCAGAAGCAUUGCGGCCCGUAACAUUGUCAACAAGAAUGGCUCUCCACUGCUGGACACAUAUUUUACCCUUCAUCUAUGCCUAGAAGAUCGGAUAUCCAGAGACUUUUACAAGAGUGAGAUCAUCCGUGAUUCAUUGAAUCCAACAUGGCGGAGUCUGGAUUUUGGGAUGCUGCCAGACCUCCUGGACACGUCUGUGUCCUGCUUCGUGGUGAGGAUCUGGGGUGGUCGGAAGGAACAGUUCACCCUCCUUAUAGAGUGGAAGGUCAGCUUGGACGGCCUCAGAUACACCGGCCAACAGAUCCGCUCAAGGAAUCCAAAUGAGAUCAUAUUUGGAUUAAAUGAUGGCUACUAUGCAGCUGACUUUGACCAUAAGGACCAGUCUGAAAGGAAGAAGAACAGUUUACUUCAGGUGGACCAGAGUUCAGUGAGGAACUCCUACAGUGUCUUCUCCCUGCUGAGGCUCCACACUGCUCAGAGAGCCAUCAAGCAGACCCAGGUGACAGUACAGAAGAUCGGGAAGGAGAUCGAGGAGAAGUUGAGGACAACAGCAGCCUGUACCGAACGGAAGAAGGAGCGGGAGUGUAUGCACUUGCGGCUAGGGACGCUACGAGGGGAGCUGGAGAGACAGAGGAAAGCACUGGGCCGGGAGACAGACCUGCGGCAGAAGGAGAGGGCCCAGCUUCAAAAGAAAGAGGAAGCGUUCUCCACCAAACACCAGAGUCUAGAGAUGGAGAGAGAGUUGUUAACAGAGCAGCAGAAGGAAUGCGCUGCCAAAAGGGAGCUGUUCCUCAAAUCCAACGCUCAGCUCACCUUCCGCUGUCGUCAGCUCCUCUCUGAGCUGUCCUACAUCUACCCCAUCCAUGUGGUUUCCACAGCCCAUGGUGCACACUCAGAUUAUGUCAUCUGUGGAGUGAAGCUGCCCAACUCUGAGGAUUUUCAAGCAAAGGACGAUGGGAGUGUGGCGGUUGCCCUGGGUUACACAGCCCACCUGGUGUUGAUGAUCAGCUGUUUCCUGCAGAUCCCCCUCAGGUAUCCUGUCAUCCACAAGGGCUCCCGGUCCUCCAUCAAGGACACCAUCACAGACAAGCUCAGCGAGAAGGAGAGGGAGUUCCCCCUCUACCCUCGUGGAGAGCGAUUUCAGUUUGAAUAUGGAGUCUACCUGAUCAACAAGAACAUCGCCCAACUGAGAUACCAGCAUGGCCUGUCCACUCCAGACCUCCGCCAGACCCUUCCAAACCUCAAGAACUUCCUGGAACACGGCCUUCUAGUCCGAUGUGACCGACACCAUGUCUCCACCUCCAUCCCGGUCCCAGCAGGAGCCAAGUCUCAGCUCGGUGCCUCGGUUGCGUCUGAGGUAGGCUUCCCCACCCACACCAGCUCUCCGGACCGGGGCUCGCUGAGGAAGAGGGCCAGCUCCGAGGCAGACAAGCAGAAAUACAAGGCCAGCCCUCCUCCCAGUUACAACAAGGCAAUGGCCAUUGCCCCGCCCCAGGGGGGCCUGGUGCUCCCCGACCCCUCCCCCAAGCACUUGUCCUCCUCCCUGGACACCAGCAUUGACCUGGCCAAGACUCUGGAGGUCCAGGCACGCCAGGCGCCGGCCCCGGGGGAGGGCGACAGGGCGGUGGAGGGAGGAUUAGAUCUGCAGGUAGUAAGACCGCUGGAGGAGGCGGAAGAACAGAAGUCCUUCAGCGCCGGUGGAAUAACAGGAGGCUGUGAUCUCAGCGGCAGCCCCGCCGGGUUCAGCACCGGCCAGUCAGGGGAGGCGGUGCCCGCCAGCGGGCAGCACACAGACCUCACCAUGAACGGCUCAGUGAUGCCAGGCGAAGGAGUGGCGGGGCAAGCGGGGGAGCGAAUGGUGCCCGUGUCAUUGAACCCGGAGAUGUGCUGUUCUGUGGAGGAGGCGGAGGAGAUCAUGGGGACGGAGGCCACGGGCCUGGCGGGCGGGGCCAGGCUGGAGGACUACCCCUGCAUCCCUGUGGAGGAGGCUGUGGCCGUGGAGUGCGACGAGCAAGUGCUGGGUGAGCUGGAUGCCGCCGGCUUUGAGGAGUUCUCCCGCCGCAUCUAUGCACUUAACGAGAACAUGUCCAGCUUCCGCAGGCCGCGCAAGAACUCCUCUGAGAAGUGAGGGCAGGACGGCAGGGCGUGAGGGGAGGCCGGGCUGAGAGCUCAGGACAGAGCUGGGCAGGGAUGAGGAAUGAGUUGUGGGCGUGGAGUGCCGAUGGGGGCGGUUUUUUGUGCGUGUGUUCCUGUCCCAUGCAUCAAUACAAAGAAACAUAGGAGUUACAUGAUUACAAACUUGCACUUCUUCUCUGGAACAUUUCUAUUGUCCUUUACAAGAAAUAAAGCGAUUGUGGUUGAAAUGCUUCCCGGGCCUCCUUUCAGGAUGCUUGGCAGUGUUGUGGGACAGAGGGAGUCUGUGUGCUGGGUGACCUCCUCUGCCAACUAAAUGCAUCCUGCCUUAGUUCCUUCAAGUAAGCAGUGAUCUAACAAGUGUGUCCUAACUCAUACCUGUCAGUUCCUGUUGUAUCAGUAAUGACUCCAAGACGAGUUAGUUAGAACAGAGACAGGCCCUUCAGCAUGGCUUAGGGAGAGAGAGGAGUUACAUCAAAGAUCUAUCCCACCUUAGACCUCUGACCUCUGUCGCCUAUUAGAAAACCAGCUGAUCAGUAGGUCUGCUUACACUGUUGGCUUAAUCAGAUACUUACUGUUCCACCCCGCGCCUCCAGGUCCAAAAUCCCAAACAGCCAUUGGACAGGCUGCUCUGUCUCUGCCCCCUGGGGCCAACGCUGAUCUGUUCUCACUGAGGACCAGAAAUGAGUAGAGGAGGGGUAGGCUGACGCAUGUUAGCUAAUGGCACAUUAUUGGAUAUGUUUCUGUCUUUCUCCUCAAUACCUGCUUUAUCAUUUUGUUGCUAUUUCAUUAAGCACCAUUAGUAUAAAGUAUUAAUAUGAAGUCCAAUAAUUAGCAUAUUAUUCAAUAGACCAAAAAAUGAAUAAUGUGUACUGUAUUCUGCUGGAAUGUCUCAGGCCCUACAAAUGCUAACCACCUUCUAGAUUUUAGACUUAGUGUCUGUUUUUACUUUCUUUUAAUUCAUUUUCCUUGUUAAAUACUUUGUUUCUUUCAGUUUUCUCCAUUGGCAAUAUGUGUGUUAUUUAAUGUAUCUCACAGAGUUUGUUUCUUUGGUUUGUUGCACAGUCAGUCAUUGAUAGUACUUUUUAAGUGUUAAACCUGUCACAACACCAAAUCUUCAGAUUCAAAUGUUCCAAAAACUAAUUGUGGGUUGAAACCAGUAGGGUGUACUAUGUUCCGAAAAAGAUCUACCCAAGAUCUAGCUCGGAUUGGAUUCUGAUGCUUCAAAUUGGAAUCCAAUUUACACUGUGACGUUAGGGGGUCUCUUUGUGUACCAGCUUGAGACAAUUGUUUGUAUGGGCCUUAUAGUGAAACUAUGACUUAUCUAUAAAAGUAUUUGUUUCAUUUUGGAAUGAUCACAACCGGUCAUAUGUUCAUCAGUCAAACAAAUCACUUCAAAAAGUAGUCUUCCUGUGUACAUACUCUAGAAAGUCAUUCCAGCAUCGAAACAGAAACUGCACUGUUCACUUGCACAGAUAAACAUAACACAACAUGCAUGUUCAAACUAGAGAACAAUGAGUCAUGACCUGUUUUUCCAGUGAUUUGUUCAUUUUAGUAGUUCAUUUGACCUGCUGGACAGAAUUGAAUAAUUCAUUCUAUGGCAGAAUGAUAUUGCUUAUCCCUCUGUCAUUGUCUCUCAGGAGACUUUCCAGGGUGUGUGCUUGUCGCACGACAUUUUCAUUGAGACAAUGUUGAACCAUCAAUCUGUGGCAGAGUCAGUACCACAUUUUUAUUUGUGCCGAAUUCUAAAUAAAAGUUAUCUUGUGAAUUGAGCCGGCUACUGUAUGGUGUGAAAUGGGCAAAGCGGCCUUUCCUUUAUUAGGCUACCUACUGUUAAUGUUGUCUAUAAUAUUCUUUGGAAUACUAAUCAGUGCACAGAACCUUUUUCGUCAAUCCUAUUUAUACAAUUAUUGUAUAGUCAUAUAAGCAUCAUACCGUGAGUUAACUUUCUUAUGCAACAUUACAGAUAUGUAAAUAUGUAACAAACAAAAAGACAUUUCAUUAAGACAUGGUUUACCAAACCUCUCUUUGGACCCCAAAAUGUUUAAAAUGUUUGUUUUUAAACUGGCACAACUAUUUCAUGAAUCUAUUAACCAUCAGGUUUUUUAAUGAUUGAGUUAGUUGCGCCCGUUAAGAGAUGAAACAAGAAACAACUGGGGAGGAUCAAGGAGAGAUUUAGAAAACUCAAUAUCAAUAAAAUAUAAAGGGGAUGAUGAAGCAAUUUUUGUUUUUGAGGGAGGGAAUUAUGAUUUAAUGACCAAUGAUUUAAUUGGUCUGUGACUUAACCUGCCCCCUAUACAGUUAGAUCUAAAGGAUAUCUUGCAAUUCAAAUUAACCUGGCUAUAAUGUGAGUCACAUUAGUGUGAUCAUUGGCAUUUUUGUUGUUUAUCCGGCCCUUAUAUCAAGACCAACUUAUACAUAAUUAAUUGCAUACGUUUAUUGCCUGAAUAUACAUUUUCACAUGGUAAUCCCAACUUGGGACUCGAGUGGCCUCAAGUUACCUUGCUAACACCUCAACCCAGCUACAGUACCUAGCACACUUUACUGCUUGUGUUCCCUGUGUAUUGCUCUGGAAAUGGGCCACAGAGUUCCCAGUAGAAUAAACCCAAACUGAUGUGGCAAACUGAUUUACAUACUAACCACCAGAUACAACAAAUAUGGAUUUUAUCAUCUAGUCCCCUAGAAAUGUUCCAACUUAUUUUUAUUAUGAUCAAGUAUUGUGCUGGAUGACUGUUAAAAUGUAUUGUAUUUAAAAUGAGAGAUUGAACCAUUGUAAAUCAUUUCCUUAAAAUGCUAUACAAUAUGUGACCUUGUACAUAUACUUUUGUAUGGGGGGCAUUUUAUUAUUAAAGACUUUGUCCAAUGGCA